Messenger RNA from Eutrema salsugineum, 862 nucleotides. RefSeq names its product probable inactive serine/threonine-protein kinase bub1. The transcript has 3 exons. The record is from RefSeq and is a predicted model, not a curated record. NCBI's taxonomy places the organism in Eukaryota, Viridiplantae, Streptophyta, Magnoliopsida, Brassicales, Brassicaceae. Bases 65 to 601 code for a protein of 178 amino acids.
UAACUAUUUUUUUUUUCCGGGCAGUGACAGUGAGAGAGAAGAACAAAGACAGAAAUUUGCGGAGAUGGAAGGCGUAGGGUCGAGAUUGAGCCGGACGUCAUCGAGAUACAGUGGUCCGGCGGCGACGGCGGUUUUCAGCGGCCGAGUAAGGAAGUGGAAGAAGAAGUGGGUACGUGUCUCAACCUCAUCCGUCGGCGUUUUCCGAGCAUCUAAAUCCAACGGUCGCAAUAACAACAACAACAACAACAAUAACAGCAGCAAUUCUCGUCACCAUCUUCUUCUCCAUAAGUGGACCCCACUUUCCUCGGCGACGGUUACUCCCUCCGAAGCUAACGGCUCCGGUGAGACGGAGGAGCCGCCUAAGCGAAGAUUCAGAUACGCCCCAAUUGCGAUGCUUGAGCAUAGAGAGAAAGUGGUUUCUAAGGAUUCUGAAAUCGAAGCUCUAGAGGAAGAGACUGACGAAUUCGACACUGAAUCUCCAUUGCCUAAAGCCGUUGAGCUGGACAUGAACAUGACAGACACAGACCAAACUAAGGAAGCAAAAACUGGUCACUUGAAACUGGGACUGUGUCUGAAUUCUGAAGGGACUGAAGAAGAGUGAAGAGAAUCGUAUUAAAUUAAAGUCCGAGGACUUGGUAUUGUUGUAGCUAUUAUGAUGUCUCAUUAUGUAACUUAUCGUAGGUUUUUGUUAUUAACAUUGAUCCUUCUGGAUCUGUAUGUACUGUCUCUAGUUAGAAGAAGCUAUAUUUAUAUGUAUCUCUAAAAUCAGAGUCAAAAUCAUAGCAUUCGUAAGGAUUUGAUGUUCCACUUUUAUAACUUCAUGAAAAUUUUGAGAGAAAAAAGUUACAGAACCAGGUCUUCC